AUGGCCGCGCAAUGCCCACUGUGGAUGGGGCUGGUCCUGCUGGGGGCCUUGGGGGCCCUGCAGACCCCAGCCCAGGCCCAGGUCUCCGUGCAGCCCAACUUCCAACAGGACAAGUUCUUGGGGCGCUGGUUCAGCGCGGGCCUCGCCUCAAACUCGACCUGGUUCCGGGAGAAGAAAGCGUUGCUGUCCAUGUGCAAAUCCAUGUUGGCCCCCACCGCCGACGGCGGCCUCAACCUCACCUCCACCUUCGUCAGGAACAACCAGUGUGAGACCAGGACCAUGGUGCUUCAGCCGGCCGGGCCUCCAGGCCGCUACAGCUACCAGAACCCCCACUGGGGCGGUAUGCACGAAGUCUCAGUGGUGGAGACGGACUACGACCAGUAUGCUCUCCUGUGCACCCAGGGCUCCAAGGGGCCUGGGCACGCCUUCCGCAUGGCCACCCUCUACAGCCGAACCCAGAGCCCGAGGGCUGAGUUUAAGGAGAAAUUUGCUGCCUUUGCCAAGGCCCAGGGCUUCACAGAGGACACCAUUGUCUUCCUGCCCCAAACUGGUGAGGGGCCCCUAAUCCCAUGGCGGGGGGAUUAA
Molecule: messenger RNA, 585 nt
Organism: Trichechus manatus latirostris (Florida manatee)
Lineage: Eukaryota; Metazoa; Chordata; Mammalia; Sirenia; Trichechidae
Gene: PTGDS
Product: prostaglandin D2 synthase
Exons: 5
Coding region: 1-585 (194 amino acids)
Molecular function (GO): small molecule binding
Source: RefSeq, a predicted model, not a curated record